CAGAAGUGCUUUGAUUUAAAUAUGGGGUAAAUUGCCCAUCCACCCGAGGCCCCGUGAGCGCCUUCAAAUCGGCACUGUUAUCUCGCUACAGAAUUUCAGAUAUGACACCAAAAUUACUACCCUGUACAACAGUCCUAACAGGUACAACCAUGGCAUCGUCUUUGCAUGUCUCCGGCUGGUCUGCAGCAAUCCUUGUUGCCCUUGUGGCAGCAACGGUCUCCGCAACCCCUCUGGAUGACUACGUCAACAUGCCGGACAACCACUAUGAAUAUACGAUCUUGAAAGAGUAUAGGAUACCCGGAGAAUACACAGCUUAUGUCGUCAACAUGACGUCGCAGAAGUGGUUGACAUACAACGAUUCAGAUAGCGCCAUCUGGUUCCAUUAUUUGACCAUCACCAUUCCAGAGCACAUCGUCAGUCCAGAACACGCAUUUCUUUUUAUCACCGGCGGAUCUACAAAAAGCAGUCCACCUGAUCCUCGGACUGAUAAGGAGAUAUUGCGAACAUCCAACAUCGCUAUCGGAGCUGGAAUAGUUGGUGCGACGCUCCGCCAAGUGCCAAACCAGCCAAUCGUUUUCAAGACUGAUCCUUUACAGAUGAAAAGAUAUGAAGAUGAAGUCAUAGCCUUUACCUGGCAUCAUUUCCUAUACAAUGGGACUAAGGAACCAAACUGGCUCUUGAGAUUACCGAUGACAAAGGCAGCUGUUCGUGCCAUGGAUACCAUCAGUGACGUCGUAUAUGACGUCACCCCGAAUCAAAAUAUAUCUAAAUUCAUAGUAGCUGGAGAAUCAAAGAGAGGUUGGGCAACAUGGACAACCGGAGCUGUUGACAAGAGAGUUGUUGCCAUAGCACCUAUUUGUCUUGAUCUUCUCAAUAUGGCACAGAAUAUGCACCACCAUUACCGUUCGCUAGGGGGCUGGACUAUGGAGUUCAAUGAUUAUUAUGCUGAAAACAUAACACUCUUUAUGGAUACGCCUGAACUAUCCAAGAUGGCGGCUGUUGUCGACGCCUUCGCGUACAAAGAUCGACUGACGAUGCCGAAGUUUAUUGUGACGGCAGGCUCUGAUGAAUUCUUCCUUCCUGAUGAUUCUUACUAUUAUUUCAAUGAGCUAACCGGUCCCAAAUAUCUCAGUAUAACUCCAAAUGAUGAGCAUGAAUUACGAUUUCAUAAUCUUGAGUUGACCCAUCAACUUACAUCAUUCGUGCGGACCGUUAUAAGACCAACUGAGUGGACCGCACCAACCAUGACCUGGAAACGAUAUGAGAAUUCUACACACGGUAUCCUCGAGUUCCUAUCCGACCCCGUUCCGUUGAAGGUAGAAGUUUUUAGAACACUCACCAAUAGAGGGCCAAGGAGAGACUUUCGCCUUGCUAUAGCUGACCCUCCAGGAACCACCAACUACUCAAUUAAUGUGAUUAUAUACAAGAAAUUCCCUUACAGGAACCCAGAGCCAGGCAAAUAUAUCGCAGAAUUUCUAACACCUAGGGAAGGAUGGCAGUGCUUUUUCAUUCGAGCUCAAUACAACACCCCAGGCAACACUACUAUUACAUUCACCACAGAGGCGAGCAUUACACCUGCAAAUAAAUUCGCUGUACCGGACUGCCACGGGAUUGGCUGUAAAGGCAUACUGGUAUAGCGCUAGAUGUAGAGAAGCGAAAUAUGUAAAGAGUAUUUUAAAUUGUUGAAAAUGAUGAAUAUGUUUCACCAAAAAUGUAAUCUAAUUCACAGAAUCGCCUUGAUUACAGAAUUUAAAAUUUUAAAAGCUAAUAUUUUUCAAGUCCAUACUAGUAUUAAUUGUAUUCAAAUCAUUUAAAAACUCUAGGAACAAGUGUAGACUAAUUAUUCAAAUAUAUUCAGCGGGGAACAAUUGUUUGAAAAUUGUACAUAUGCUGUUGUAAUGUCAUGAAUUAAACAAAUAAUCAUUUUCGUAGUUUAUGAACCAUGAGCGGAUUUAAAAAUUAAGCCUAGAUGUAUAUCUUACCAAAAAAAAUAAAUAAAAUGCUCAAUAUU
This is a messenger RNA of Lytechinus variegatus (green sea urchin), 2011 nucleotides long. Its product is annotated as autocrine proliferation repressor protein A-like. Bases 102 to 1637 code for a protein of 511 amino acids. NCBI's taxonomy places the organism in Eukaryota, Metazoa, Echinodermata, Echinoidea, Temnopleuroida, Toxopneustidae. The transcript is spliced from 15 exons. The record is from RefSeq and is a predicted model, not a curated record.